AUGUCCACUCAAUACGCCAGCGAGCCAAAUCCAACGGCAUCGGCGACCCUACACACGACCGUUGGCCCAAUUCACAUCGCCCUGUUCGCCAAUCAGGCUCCUCUCGCCUGCAAGAACUUCCUUCAGCACUGCAAGGACAACUACUAUGCAGGAACGAUCUUCCAUCGCAUUGCGCCCGAAUUUGUCAUCCAGGGUGGUGAUCCCACGGGCACUGGCUCCGGUGGUACAUCCAUCUACGAAUAUCCCGAGUUCGAGUACGACCCGGAAGCGCGCGACCCGAACGAGCGCGUCGUCCUGCGAGAUGAGAUCCACAGUCGCCUGCGAUUCAAUCGGCGUGGGCAGCUGGGCAUGGCGAAGAGCGAGGAUGGGUCAUAUGGAAGUCAAUUCUUUAUUACACUCGCCAAUACCGAGCGUGAAUUGAGUGGGCAAUGUACACUAUUUGGACGCUUGGAGGGCGACAGCAUCUACAAUGUGUUGAAGAUUGCAGAUGCGGAACGCGUGGAGGGUACAGAACGGCCUGUGUAUCCGGUGAAAGUGACGUCCUGCGAGGUUGGAGAGCUGGGACCGUUGGCUGGUAAAUUGAAGGAUCGCAAGGUGGUCUCAACCACAGCUGGCGGAGCCGAGAAACAAGAGCCCAAGAAGAAGAAAAAGGCUGCCAAAGGAGGAAAGGUCUUGCUGAGCUUUGGUGAUGAAGAAGGCGACGAGGGAAUGCCCAUGCGACCCGCAAAGCCCAAGUUCAACACGAAACUAGUCGCGGAUGUACCUGGAUUGACGAACGAUACGACCGCGGCAACAAAACCACAAGCUACAGAGCCAGCACCACGCAAACGAGCACGCUCUCCAUCUCCAAAACGUCCAUCCUCGCCAGAGCGCAAGCAGCGACGUAAGACACCAGACCCCCAGACACAAUUACCUCUCCGAGAUCCCGAAUCACCCUCUCGCUCUCCCACACCAGCAUCCCCACCAGCCAAGGAAUCAAAACUGUCACGAACAAAUGCCGAAAUAGCCUCGUUAAAGGCAUCCAUGCGCCGCAAUGUCGACGUUGGCCCCGCCGAUACAGGCCGCAAAAAGUCCGCUCUAGAAGCAAUGAUCCCAGAAACCGCAACACGCGGCCGUAAGCGUCCAGCACCGGGCACUACAAACGGGGCAUCAUCUCUCUCCGGCGCCAGAACCUCCGCCGAAAAAGCAGCGCUGGACAUGUUCAACGCGUUCAAAGCCAAACUCGAAGGAACAACCACCACCAACACUAGCACAACCCAAUCCCAACCAACCACACACACAAGCAAAGAAAAAGGCAAAUCCCGCGCCAACCCCGCCGAAGACGAAGAAGAAGCGCAACUCUGCGACCUCCACUUCAUCGCAAACUGCCAAUCCUGUCAAUCAUGGGACGACCCCUCCGCCGUGGACCACUCAGACGAAGACGCCCACGAUGCAGGGUGGCUCAGUCACACGUUACGAUUUGGCAAGGACACGCUCGGCAAGGAUUUGAAUUGGAAGAAGGAGCAUCCUGAUGAUGCGGAUUCGUUGAUGGUGAUUGAUCCGAGGGAGAAGGAGAGGGAUCUUGGGGGCCCGAGUGGGGGGCGGAAGAGGGGGUUGCAGAGGGAUCGGGAGAGGGAGAGGAAGAGGGAGAGGGCUGGGGAGAGAGAGUGGGAUCGUGAAGGGAAGUAG
Molecule: messenger RNA, 1668 nt
Organism: Penicillium cataractarum
Lineage: Eukaryota; Fungi; Ascomycota; Eurotiomycetes; Eurotiales; Aspergillaceae
Gene: cwc27
Product: putative peptidyl-prolyl cis-trans isomerase
Exons: 1
Coding region: 1-1668 (555 amino acids)
Biological process (GO): protein peptidyl-prolyl isomerization
Cellular component (GO): catalytic step 2 spliceosome
Molecular function (GO): peptidyl-prolyl cis-trans isomerase activity
Source: RefSeq, a predicted model, not a curated record